Molecule: messenger RNA, 2233 nt
Organism: Macroventuria anomochaeta
Lineage: Eukaryota; Fungi; Ascomycota; Dothideomycetes; Pleosporales; Didymellaceae
Product: glycoside hydrolase family 3 protein
Exons: 1
Coding region: 254-2146 (630 amino acids)
Biological process (GO): glucan catabolic process
Molecular function (GO): beta-glucosidase activity
Source: RefSeq, a predicted model, not a curated record
GGCUUGGCAGCAUCAUCGGCAGUCAACGAUGGCACCUCGGAAAGCACUGGAGAGCGGAGAACAUCCUUCGUUGCACAACACCAUCGCGGAAAAUUCGACGGCUAGAGCCUCCGCUAUGGCUGUUCUUCGGAUAUGGCUUGCUGCUGGACGACGUCGACUCGUGCCGUACAAGCAAGACGAGGAGUAUAAAUAGUUGGGAUGUCACUGUACUGUGGAGGUAUCGCUGGAUACUUUACGCCAAUCAUCACUCAAUAUGAGUAUCGGAACUCGCAGCAAUUGCAAGAAGCAGGCCUUUCUUGGUUUUUUCUUCGCAGCUACAGCAAUGUCCAAGGCUGUUCCUGCUCCCAAAAGCUUCCAACACAAUGCUUUCACACUACGAAGCAACACAGAGGCGCUGCCAUACCGGGAUGCAUCGCUUCCCGUGGAUGAACGCGUUGAUGACCUGAUCCAACGCAUGACCUUAGAAGAGAAGGCUGGACAGCUGUUCCAGAGCAUCUUAAACCUACCGGCCAACGGCAGCAGCGCUCUUGCCAACACCACAGUUCUUGCUGUUGAAGGCAAGUUCCAAACACACUUCAACCUGGGGGGAACAGUCAACAGCCCUCGCGUGGCAGCACAAUGGUACAACAACCUGCAACAGAGUGCUCUGAACACUCGACUUGGCAUACCUGUGACCAUGUCUUCGGAUCCCCGACACUCAUACACAGACGCACUUGGAUCUCAAAUUGCCGCGACUGCUUUUUCGCAAUGGCCGGAGAGUCUUGGCCUUGCAGCUCUGAGGGAUGCGGAACUGGUCCACAAGUUCGCAAACAUUGCUCGCCAAGAGUACCUGGCCAUUGGUCUUCGAUCGGCCCUGCACCCACAAGUUGAUCUUGCUACUGAACCUCGUUGGGCCAGAAUCGGAGGUACCAUGGGCGAGGAUGCGGAGCUCACUGCCGAACUUGUUGUUGCGUAUAUUGAAGGCUUCACCGGUGACGAAUUCGGCAAUCAAUCAGUCACCACUGUGACCAAGCACUUCCCCGGUAGUGGACCAGUCCAGGAUGGCGAGGACAGCCACUUCACAUAUGGGAAGAAUGCCACAUACCCUGGCAACAACUUUGAACAGCACCUCAUUCCCUUCAAGGCCGCCAUUGCUGCUGGCGCCCGCCAAAUCAUGCCUUAUUACUCUCGCCCCAUCGGCACCAAGUACGAGGAAGUCGCUUCUGGCAUGAACAAGGGCAUCAUCACCGACCUUCUCCGCCACGAGCUCGGCUUUGAAGGUAUCGUAGUCACUGACUGGGGUCUGAUCACCGACGUCGUCAUCCGUGGACAAGACAUGCCAGCUCGUGCCUGGGGCGCCGAGAACCUAACUGAGAUCGAGCGCGCCGAGAAGAUCCUAAAUGCUGGAGCUGACCAAUUCGGCGGUGAACAGCGCUUCGACCUCAUCCUCCAACUCGUCGGCAAUAACACCAUCAGCGAGGACCGCAUCGACCUCUCCGUCCGCCGUCUGCUGCGCGAGAAGUUCCUCCUCGGGCUCUUCGAAAACCCGUUUGUCGACGUCGACGCAGCAGACAAACUCGUCGGUACAGCGGAAUUCGUCGCUGCGGGCAAAGACACACAGCGCAAGUCCUUCACCCUGCUGACUAACAACGACACCGUCCUGCCCCUCAAGCACGACAAGAAUGUCAAGUUCUACAUUGAGGGCUUGAACAAGACUCUCCUCGCUCAAAGGGAGAUUACUGUUGUUGCUAUGCCAGAGCAAGCAGACUUCGCCCUCCUCCGCCUCCAAGCCCCAUACGAGCCGCGCCCCGGCGGCUUCGAAGCAAACUACCACGCCGGCAGUCUCGAGUACAACGCCACUGAGCGCGCGCGCCAAGCUGCUAUCUACGCCGCUGUGCCUACUAUCGUUGAUAUUUAUCUUGACCGCCCGGCUGCUAUUCCUGAGAUUGCGGAGCAGGCGAAGGCGUUGAUGGCUAAUUAUGGUGCGGCGGGUGAGGCGUUUUUGGACGUUGUGUUUGGCUUCGACGGGUAUAAGCCGCAAGGAAAGUUGCCGUUUGAUUUGCCGAGGAGUAUGGAGGCGGUUGAGGCGAGUAAGGAGGAUGUGCCUUUUGAUACGGAGAAUCCUGUGUUUAGGUUUGGGCACGGUUUGAGCUAUAAUGAUUGCUAGGUAGAGUCGAGACGCUUGAUGGUGCCUUCCGUGGACCGAUGGCGAUGUAACGACGUAAUGAUACAGUACGAAACAUUCCAAUAGCCC